Molecule: messenger RNA, 555 nt
Organism: Agelaius phoeniceus (red-winged blackbird)
Lineage: Eukaryota; Metazoa; Chordata; Aves; Passeriformes; Icteridae
Product: cathelicidin-B1-like
Biological process (GO): antimicrobial humoral immune response mediated by antimicrobial peptide; innate immune response; defense response to Gram-positive bacterium
Cellular component (GO): extracellular region
Molecular function (GO): lipopolysaccharide binding
Source: RefSeq, a predicted model, not a curated record
AUGGGGCCGAGCCGAGCGCUGCCACUGCUGCUGCUGCUGCUGCUGGCGCUGGCUGGAGCCUCCACACCAGGUCCACGCGGAGCCACGCUGGGACAGGAUGGAACCGCGCUGUCCUCGUCCCCACCCCGGUCCCUGAGCUACGGGGACGUGGUGGCGGCGGCCGUGGAGCUGCUCAACGCCAGGGCUGUCAGUCCCUACGUGCUGCGGCUGCGGGAGGCUCAGCCCCGGCCCGGCUGGCCCUCGGACCUGCAGAGCCGGCAGGAGCUGAGCUUCACCCUGGAGGAAACCACGUGCAGGACACCGGGAAUGGCCACCAGCAACUGCAAGAGCCGCUGGCUCGGGGCGGUGACCUGGUGCCAGGGCUCCGUGUUCCUGGAGGGGCAGCAGCCCACGGUGGAGCUCUCCUGCGAGAAGGCGCCGGCCGUGUUUGGCCAAGUCUGGAAAUCCAAGAUCAAGGAUUUCUUUGGCAAGGUCAAGCAGCACUUCCGGGGCUUCUUCCAGUGCGGUCGGAUCUGGAUCCGGGACAGGCUCAACCUCAAGGCACCCAAACCCUGA